AUGGCGCGAAUUAAUAGCAUCACUAAUCCAAGUGAUGUGGAAUGUACAUCAAUGCGAUCCUUGCGUGUCAUUCUUGAUGACCCACAAGUAUAUUAUCUUUUAGGCACUAUGGAACCUCAAAACCAUGUAACGCCCGCAAGCUUCUUGUAUCUUCGCCACACAGAGAACAAUACAAGGAAUGCGAAAAAGGAAAGAUUCCAUCUCUCUUCUGCUACAGCUGACUUCGAUAAAAUAAUUCAAAGCAUUAGGAACAUCGACUCAAAAAAGGACGUGAGUCACCGUUUAAUCCAUAUUACCUGUAAUGAAAAAUAUCUGCGAACAGGAGUCACCUUCGCCUCCAAAUGGGUGGCUGAUAAUCUACUCGAUCGUUUCGAACAGUUAUGUUUUGAGAAGAUCAAGUCGUUUCUUCUCGGGAGCGGAGAACAAUCAGAAUGUAGUGGAUUGAGGGAACAGCUUUUCGAAACAUACGCACAUAAAGUUCUAGUUGGGGGAGAGUCCGGAAUCUUGAAGAUGGAAAAGAGUUACAGAAGCAUUUCACAGCGUGCGAACAUGUUUUAUCCAUACAACUCUCGAAUAUUAAUCGAACUGAACACAAAGGGAAAUACUGUCAACCAAAGUCGAGAACAUUCUAUGCCAUCGACGCUUUCAUAUCGGGUCAAUCUAAUACAAUCAGCACACUUUCAAAUGAUAGUAUCGAGCAAAAGCACAUGGUUGGAACAAGCCGUGACCUUUACGAGUUCUACUUUGUUGUUCCACCUGAGAUAUGGAAUGAUUUCGCCAAACAAAAGUACAUUAAUCUAG
Molecule: messenger RNA, 801 nt
Organism: Ambispora gerdemannii
Lineage: Eukaryota; Fungi; Glomeromycota; Glomeromycetes; Archaeosporales; Ambisporaceae
Source: the annotation of a GenBank genome assembly